AUGCUUUAUCGUCAAGCUCUCAGCAUAGGUCGACGGCCCAUUACCUUUUCCCCGAAGAUCAAGAUGCCGAUCCCAAUGUUCCAGAGCACAGCUAUUCACCCUCUUCCACGCCAAACAGAGGGCAGCGAGCGGGUUUCAAACUAUUCGACAAAGGCUGUCGAUGCGAACUUCAUACCGAGCCUUCACAGUUCAAAGAAACAGAUUCUCUGGAUAGGCUGCUCUGAUAGCGACUGCAAAGAAACUACCAUCCUCAACCUUCUUCCUGACGAGAUGCUUGAACACCGGAAUCUGGGAAACAUGGUCAUUGAUGGAGAUUUGUCCUGCGAGACGUCGGUGAGGCAUGCCGUCGUUGAUCUUCAGGUGAAACACAUUAUUGUCUGUGGCCAUUACGGAUGCGGUAUUGUCAAAGCAACGUCGAGGAGCGGAUUACCGGGCCCAUGGCUGAGCAAGCUCGACCACCUCCACGCAAAACACCAGCACGAUAUCGAUCAACUGCCCGCAGUUGAUCGUGACAGCGCCUUCGUCGAACUAAAUAUACUUGAUCAGUUGCGCUCCUUGCGCAACAUCUCGGAAGUGGCCGAUGCGACGAGGCAAGGACGCCUGGAUAUCCACGGAAUCGUUUACGAUCCCACGAUUGGGAAAGCGCUUUCAUUGAACGAGGCCGCAGCGGAACCAUGA
This is a messenger RNA of Penicillium canariense, 678 nucleotides long. Its product is annotated as putative carbonate dehydratase. The coding region runs from base 1 to 678 and encodes 225 amino acids. Gene Ontology annotation, molecular function: carbonate dehydratase activity; zinc ion binding. Gene Ontology annotation, cellular component: cytoplasm. The transcript has 3 exons. NCBI's taxonomy places the organism in Eukaryota, Fungi, Ascomycota, Eurotiomycetes, Eurotiales, Aspergillaceae. The record is from RefSeq and is a predicted model, not a curated record. Gene Ontology annotation, biological process: cellular response to oxidative stress; cellular response to carbon dioxide.